Messenger RNA from Belonocnema kinseyi, 744 nucleotides. RefSeq lists its product as uncharacterized. Bases 1 to 744 code for a protein of 247 amino acids. The record is from RefSeq and is a predicted model, not a curated record. NCBI's taxonomy places the organism in Eukaryota, Metazoa, Arthropoda, Insecta, Hymenoptera, Cynipidae. Gene Ontology annotation, molecular function: DNA binding. The transcript is spliced from 4 exons. Gene Ontology annotation, cellular component: nucleus.
AUGGUGUUUCCUGAUUUGCCGAAAGGCAUGCAUCUGAACGUGAAGCUAAAAAAGCAAGAGUUAAUUGUCAAAAGUGGAGUUUUGACUUUUCCGGAAGCCAGACGAGGACAAAAACCGGCAGGAGAAACUGAAAAUUUGGUAAUAAACUGUUACGAAGAUGACGAGAAUAAUCGACAGAUGCUAGAAUUAUAUGCCAGAUUUGUAGCUCUACAUGAAAAUGUGAUGCUUGGAUUUUCAAAAUUCGCACAACUAAGACCAAAGCACUGUGUUUUAGCUGGAGUAAGUGGAACUCAGAAUGCUUGUGUCUGCGUGUAUCAUGAAAACCAAGUUGGCAAGCUUACAUCUGCAGAACGUGGAAAAAAUGUGACUGUGCUUUUUUCAAUGAGCGCUGGAGGUCAGUUCAUACCACCCUUCUUCGUCUUUCCUCGCUCCCGCAUGAAUGAUCAACUCAUGAUCGGUGCACCAAAUGAAAGUGUAGGUGAAGCUCAGCCAAAUGGCUGGAUGAAUGCAGAAUUAUUUUUGAAAUGGAUGAAACACUUUGUGAAAUAUUCAAAUCCCACAGAAAAGGAUCCAGUUCUUCUAAUUCUUGAUGGUCAUGCCAGCCAUAGAGACUUAGAUGUUAUUGAAUUUGCUAGAAAAAGUCAUGUACAUAUGUUAAGUACUCCUCCUCAUACGACACACAAGCUACAACCGCUUGACAAAACUUUUAUGAAGCCUUUCAAAUCGUCUUAUAAUGAUGAAUGA